This is a messenger RNA of Oryzias melastigma (Indian medaka), 8004 nucleotides long. It is a transcript of the gene tulp4a, whose product is annotated as TUB like protein 4a. The record is from RefSeq and is a predicted model, not a curated record. Gene Ontology annotation, molecular function: protein binding. The transcript has 16 exons. NCBI's taxonomy places the organism in Eukaryota, Metazoa, Chordata, Actinopteri, Beloniformes, Adrianichthyidae. Bases 998 to 5917 code for a protein of 1639 amino acids.
UUGUUGAUGUUGAUUAAUUCAGGGGUCUGUCACGUGCUGGUCACGUGACGGAGGGCUCGGGCCCUGCCUGUGUUCAGUCGCUCAGGCGGAGGAAGCGGGAAGGUAAGCUCCUCAACGUCCCUUCACGAUUCCUCGGUUUUUUUAACGACACGGGAGGAAUAUUAAGCACAUUCCGUGCGCGACACUGUUGAUAUUUACUUGUACGAAGUAGCUGCACAAUAAUAUAAAAUAAAAUUGUGAAUAAACUGGAGGCUAAUGCGCUAGCUGUAGCUGUUUUAGCCGGCCGCGGAUGGACGGAGGCAGCCUCCGAGGAUGGAGCUCCGGAUUCUGCGUGCGGUAGAAGCCUUUGGAGUCCCCUAGGCUGCUUGUAAAGCCGGAGUGAUGACAUUACACGGAGAAGCGGCUCUUCUGCUGGCUCACAGCUGAUGGAAUCCCUGCAGUGUCCGUGCUCUUCCUCGCACUCUACUGGGAACGAAUGAGGAGGACAGGGAGCAUGGAAACGGGACUCUGAUUUGGAGGAACUGAUAUUUGCAUCAACUGGAAGCACAGGAACAUUUUUGAUGGAAGAGCUACUUUUUCUGUUUUUGAGUUUACAAGAUUUUUUUCAUGGGGGUGGGAUUUUUCUCGCUCUGAUGACACAAGUCUAGAAAUUGCUUGUGAGGAUUUUUGAAUUUUUUAAAAUACAUUUCAGUAGUUUUUUUAUUUAACUACAUGAAGAUCAAACAUCAUGACUUGAUUGGUCCUAUUGUUUUUAUAGCCGUUCGGCCUCAUGACUUUUCAAGUCCGGCAAGACUUGCAGUUUUUAGAAAAGUUUUGAUCGAUUAAAUGGUCCGCAGAUCGAGGACUCAAAGAAAAGCCUAAGUACUAUGCAUCGUUGUGGUUGUCUUGCAUCCAACCCAAAGCCAUUAACCUCAGCAGAAAGACACGCUCAUAGCAGUACCUAAAUCCCCUACAAGAAGAUCCUCCUGUAGAGUUGUGGUUACAGAAACCUGCAGUGAUGUUUGCUGCUGUGGAGCAUGGACCGGUGCUCUGUAGCGACUCCAACAUCCUGUGCUUGUCCUGGAAGGGCAGAGUGCCUAAGAGCCAAAAGGAGAAACCGGUGUGCAGGAAGCGCUAUUAUGAGGAGGGAUGGCUGGCGACUGGGAACAGUAGAGGAGUCGUGGGGGUCACGUUCACAUCCAGCCACUGUAGAAGGGAUCGGCCCCCCUUGCAGAGAGUGAACUUCAACCUUCGAGGACACAACAGUGAGGUGGUGUUGGUGCGCUGGAAUGAGCCUUUUCAGAAGCUGGCCACUUGUGACACGGACGGAGGGAUUUUUGUGUGGAUUCAGUACGAGGGCCGCUGGUCUGUGGAGUUGGUCAACGAUCGUGGAGCUCAGGUGAGUGACUUCACCUGGUCCCAUGAUGGAACCCAGGCGCUCAUCUCGUACCGUGACGGCUUUGUUUUGGUGGGCUCUGUCAGCGGGCAAAGACACUGGUCUUCAGAAAUCAACCUGGAAAGCCAGAUUACCUGUGGCAUCUGGACCCCUGAUGACCAGCAGGUGUUGUUUGGCACUGCAGAUGGACAGGUCAUAGUGAUGGACUGUCAUGGACGCAUGCUGGCCCACAUCCUGCUGCAUGAGUCGGACGGGAUUGUCAACAUGUCCUGGAACUACCCCAGCUUCCUAGUGGAAGACAGCAGCGAGAGCGACACGGACACCGAAGAUUACUCCCCGCCGCAAGUUCACAAUCACAAACCGUUGCUGACGGUCAGCUUCACCUCCGGAGACCUCAGCCUGAUGAAUAACUACGAUGACCUCUCACCCACUCUCAUCCGCACUGGCUUGAAAGAUGUUGUGGUCCAGUGGUGCUCUCAGGGGGAUCUUCUGGCAGUGGCAGGGAUGGAGAGAACACUCCUCUCCCCUGAAGCCGCCUGUUCUCUCCCAGUUCGGAACGCCACCGUCAAGUUCUACAACAUUCAAGGAGAACACAUCUACACGCUGGACACACCAGCUCAGCGCCCCAUCACAACGCUCUGCUGGGGUCACAGAGACUCCCGUCUGUUUUUGGCAUCGGGUCCGGCCCUCUACGUGGUGCGGGUGGAGCAUCGCAUCGCCUCCCUGCAGCUUCUCUGCCAGCAGGCCAUCGCCUUAGCCGUAAAGGAGGAAAAGGACGUUGCCAAGCUCACCAUGCCUUCCCGCCUCUGUUCCUACGUUACUGCUGCUUUUGUCCCCACCAUCAAGCCCCCCAUCCCAGAUCCCAACAACAUGCGUGAUUUUGUGAGCUACCCGACUGCUGGAAACGAACGUCUGCACUGCACCAUGAAGCGCACAGAGGACAACCCCGAGGUGGGAGGUCCGUGCUACACUCUUUAUCUGGAGUACCUGGGGGGCCUGGUGCCUAUCCUGAAGGGCAGAAGGAUCAGCAAACUGCGGCCUGAAUUUGUCAUUAUGGACCCAAAGACUGAUGGGAAAACUGAUGAGAUAUACGGCAACAGUCUGAUAUCGUCAAUGAUUGACAGCUGUAACUGCUCAGACUCCAGCGAUAUCGAGCUGAACGACGAUUGGGUCGGCAAGAAAUCGCCAAAGAUAUCCAGGGGAAGCAAAUCUCCCAAACUUCCCAGGAUUAACAUUGACCCCAGAAAAUCCCCCAAACUUUCACGUGCUACACAAGAGAUCUCUAGGUCGCCGCGGUUACCCAUACGGAAACCUUCAAUCGGGUCGCCCAGUUUGUCCCGGAAAGAGUUUCCUUUGGACGACAUUAAUCAGCAAAACUACCUAGCUCAGGUUACAUCUAAUAUUUGGGGAACCAAGUUCAAGAUAGUUGGACUGGCCACAUUCUUGCCAACUAAUCUUGGUGCAGUUAUCUACAAGACGAGCCUCCUCCAUCUUCAGCCCAGACAGAUGACCAUCUACCUGCCAGAGGUGCGCAAGAUUUCCAUGGAUUACAUCAACCUGCCCGUUUUCAGCCCCAAUGUCUUCAGUGAGGAUGAAGAUGACCUGCCCGUCACAGGCCCUGCUGGUGGGGCUGAUGAUAACCCCCCCUGCACUGUUAACAUUCCCAUCGCCCCCAUUCAUAGCCCCGCCCAGGCCAUGUCCCCUGCCCAAAGCAUCGGCUUGGUCCAGUCACUCCUGGCCAAUCAGAACGUCCAGCUGGACGUUCUCAGCAAUCCCACUGCUAACCCCGCUGGAGCGGCUGCUGGCGGGUCCGACCAAAGCCAGGACGCCGUCCUGACGGCCCAGUACACCGUUCCCACCAGGUACUCCAGUCCCGGGCAGCUGCAGCAACAACAACAACAAUUGCAGCUGCAACAACAACAUCAGAUUCAAAUCCCGGUCUCCUCCAUGUCAUCAGGUCAGCCUUCAGGGAAAACUCUGCACCAGCUGCAGCCGGGAGCUCUGCAGAUCCAGAUCCCCCACCUGCCUGCUGACUUGGUGGUGGACAGAACCGUUGGGGCCGAGCAUGAGCACUUACUGAAAAUCAAAACCACCAGGUCAGCGUCACAGCUGGCCGACAGCGACUCGGUUGUGUUCAGCGCUCCUCUGGAGCUGAGCAAGAUGAACCCCCCGCCCCCUUAUCCUGGCACUGUGGCUGCUGCUGUGGCCGCUGCAGCUGCAUCUGCUUCUGCCGCAGCUUCUGGCUCGUCGUCGGCAACCGGAGGAGGCACAAGCGGGAAUCCUGCACCCGGCGACCUUUGUCUAAAGAAAGGCGAGUUCCAGCUUUACCCCCCGGGUCAGCAGCAAGCGCAGUACCACACACCUCUGGGCUACGAGCGGAUAACGACCUUUGACAGCAGCGGGAACGUGGAGGAAGUUUGUCGUCCUCGGACGCGGCUCGUCUGCAAUCAGAAUGUCUACACGCUCCAGGGUCCCGGCAGCUCUGCCACUCUCAGGGUCACGUCCUCAUCCUCAUCCGACAAGAAGGUCCAGCUGCCUUACAACUCUGCUACUCUCAACAGACUCACUGCCCCUCGCUAUUCCAUACCAAGCGGAGACCCGCCUCCUUACCCCGACUCAGCCAAUCAGAGCAGCGCUGCUGGAAGGAGCCCCGCUCAGAGGCUGGAUAGCAGUCUGAUCCACGCAACCCUCAGGAGGAACAGUCGAGAGGCUGCGCUGAAAGUCUCUCAGAUCCUGGAACCACCGAGACCGCUUCCUCCCAAGGCUAAAAACAGUGCACUAGCUGCCUCCUUCCAGCAGAGGGUGCCAACAGCCUUAUACACAUGUAGUCAGUGUAGCAGUGGAUCCAGUGUGGGAGGCACCUCUCCUGGAAGUGCUAAUGGAAUAGCGGGUGGAACAAUUAUCAGGCAGGACUUUCCUCCAGGAAAUGGAGCGCCGCACAGUACCGUCAUUGUUCACUCCAACAGUGCUACCCCUCUGGCCUCUCAGUCCUCAUAUAAUCUGAUGAGCUCACUUGAAGGGUUUGGGAACCCAGCAGGAGGAGGAAGUAACCGAGACCGGGCUGAUUAUGUCAAUUCAGCGUUCACAGAGGAUGAAAGCCUGAACCAGUCCCUGAAGCAUCUGUCGCUAGGAGGAAGUGAUGUGUCCGGGCUCGUCGUCAAACGCCCUCCUCCGUAUCAGUGGGAGCCGGCUGCAACGGAGGAGGUGUGGGUUCCUCAGGAAAGGACCGCGUCUUUGAGCUCCACUGCCCCACCUGCGCCGCACAAACCUCCUCCCCUGGUUCUUAGCCCAGCCCAGCACUUGGAUGUAACCAGACUGCCUUUUGUCCUCUCUCCAAAGUCCCCCACCAGCCCCAACGCUGCAUCAUUCCAGGCUGCCGCCGCGGCGUCGGGCUGCCAAAUCCUCCAGUACCCGGCUGCAGCCUCCUACGCUGGAGCCCAGCUUCAGCCCAUGCCUGGAUCUCCACGCCCCUGCACCUCCCCCAAAGAGAUGGUGCCCCCCGUGUCCUUCUCACAACAAGAUGCAACCCUCGUUUUACCCCCAGGUUACCCCGCUAACUUAACUAACCUUGCCUGUUGCCCCCUCCCGCCCAUGUAUCCAGGAGGAAGUGCGUGUGUCGGGCUCCCCAUCCCUCCGAUUGCCCUUCACACCCCAUGGGGCACGUAUAACUCCUGCCCUCCUAUGCCCAGCCCCGCUGUGCCACUGCCACCGAAAGCCUCCCACAUGGCUGUCGACAAAACUGUUCUUUCGCCUCCCCCUCCUCCUCCACCGCCUCCUCCACCGCCACCAGCAGAGCUGCAGAGCCACGGGGAGGCCAUGGCCGAGGCUGGGGAGGGCUUUCAGGAGGUGCUGUCCUUGACUGAAAGCCCUGUGCCCCAGCGCUCCGAGAAGUUCAGCAAGAAGAACCGCAAGCGGAUGGACAGCCGAGCGGAGGAGGCAAACGUAUCGCAGCUAGCUGAGGGGAGCAAGUCCAAGAAGGAGGGGAGAGCUCUGGGGGACUUCAACUCUCUUAUUUCCAGCCCCCGCCUGGGUGGGCGGGACAAGAAGAAGCUGAAGGGGCAAAAAGAGCAGCAGGUGAAGACGAAAAAGCUGAGCAAAGCCACGGCCAACAGCGAGUUCCAGGACAGUUCUGAAAGUGAGCCCGAGCUCUUCAUCAGCGGCGACGAGCUCCUCAAUCAGUGCCAGAGCGGGAAGAAGGGCUGGAAGAGCAAGAGGAACCUGAGGGCCUCCAGCGAGCUGGACGAGAUCAAGUGUCGAAAAACCGAGAAGGAAGACCGAGGACUGGGCAGCCAGGGCUUUGUUUAUGUCAUGGCUAACAAGCAGCCUCUGUGGAAUGAAGCGACGCAGGUCUACCAGCUGGACUUUGGAGGACGGGUCACACAGGAGUCUGCCAAGAACUUCCAGAUUGAACUGGAGGGCAGACAGGUGAUGCAGUUUGGCAGGAUCGACGGGAAUGCCUACAUUCUGGACUUCCAGUACCCGUUCUCCGCUGUCCAGGCAUUCGCCGUGGCUUUGGCCAACGUUACUCAACGCCUCAAAUAAGGACCUCUCCCCCCCUCCCACACGCACCCUGAUUUCCUUGAACGAAAUGCAAACACAGUCUGUUAGAGGGGCACAUUUGUUUCAUUUCGGGUUAGUACAAGAAUGAAAUGACCUCUAGCCAUGUAGAGAAAUACAAUCACACUGCACUACACGAGGCUGCCACUAGGUGGGGUGCAAGAGGCACUAAGGACACAUCGAGUGGCAUCCUUUUGAAGCCUGUGGGGGCCAAAGAGAUGGGUUAUCAUGCAAAUAAAUGCUGCUUUAGAGGCUUACAGGUUUGGUUACUAUCCAAUGGAGACGUGUCAGGGGGCAGUUUUUAAAAAUAGAAGCAGCAGUAAUACUUGAAUAAUACCACACUCUGGAGUUAAAGUUACUUUCCCAGAGGACAGAGGUACUACUGGGCACUGAAAUCCAUUGCUGUACAAAAACUUUUAGUGAAACACGACCACUUUAUUAUACUUUUAGGAUUUUAAUAAGUGACGUAAUGGGAGUGACAAGGGGUUUUUUUUUUUUUUUGCUCACUACCAUUCCCUUCGUUACACACUACUCAAAGUUACAACUUGUUGGGAAUUUUUUAUUUCCACUGUUACAAAUUCUAAAAGGGUAAAUGGUGAAAGUGUAGUCCUCUGAGUUUGAAGGAAACAAUAUUCUUCUACAUAAAAACAUUCAUUGUUUUUACACAAUUUGGUGAAAUGCAUUUAAAUAUCGCUGUGUACUUCAAGAAUUCAGGUAGGAGCGGUUUACAGAAAAGCUUUGGCUGGAAUCUCUUGAUUAUCCACACGCGGUGACACGGAUGCCAGAGACGUCCCCAAACAUCUUGAAGUGAUUUGUCACCCGCCGUCACUUCUGUGAAGUGAGUAUGUAGUCAGGGGGCUGCCCCUGCUCUUUAGGACAUCACCUAACAUGACAGCAAAGGUACAGGAAAUAUUUUUGUAUUUUGUCAAACGUCAUUUCAUACUCUUCGCCAAACCCGUGUACAUAAGGGAGUCACUUUUUGUUGACACCUCGUUUCAUUUGGAAGAAAGCCGUCUCUGCAGUAAAGGUUUUUAAGUCAAUUAAACGUUUUAAGCGACAUAUGAGUGAAGCAGAAUUCCCUGUUUGUGCCAAAAUAUGAAUUUUUAAAUCUAAAAGUGACUAAAAAAUACCAGCUAUGUAGGGAAUUCUUCAUUAAAGGCUUUAAAUCGACUCUAAUUUGUUGAACUUUGAAUGGAAGGCAACAACACUUUAAUUGAAAUGUUUUUUUCUGUAUCGCAUAAUGGGACAGAUGCUGGAAAGAAAAAAAUUCUUGAAAAAAGAGCAUGUCAUAAGAAAAUACUAUUUUGUGCUUGUCGUGCAAUACUCUUAAAGGUGGGGAUUUUUUUUUUUUUUAAUCACAUUUCUUUUAGUUCAGUAUCUCAGAUGCUGGUCUAUAAAUGUUAUUUAUGAGAUUGUUUCCUAAAGGAGAGGAUGUAUCUAUACAUACUGUAUAUUGUGGAGUUUUCUGAACUUUUUUUUUUUUUUUUUUUUAACGAGUGUAGCUCAAGUUGUAAGAUGUGGGUUCGGCAUGGGAACAGGUAGAUUUUCAGUGUAAUGUGAAGUUUGCAUUGGAUGAAAAAUAAAAAAAAGUGAAUGAGUAAGUAAGUAAGUAAGUGCCCACUUUAAUGUAGUUGGUAGACUAGUUUGUAGAGUGUAAGUGUCAAGUCAAGGUGUCGGUAUUCAGCUGUGCAGUCUACCAGUCCCAUCAGUGUUAUUCUUUACCUUCAAACGUGUGUGGCUUCUACACAACACACUGUUCCCAACGUCACUCAGUGGUGGAAAACCACUGAGUUCAUGUUCAGCAUCGCCUAUGGACUUGGUCAAACAUUUACUUUAAACUAAUUAAGAACUGUUGUAGAUAUUGUAGGAUUUGGCUUUUCUUUAGAAAAGGUUUGUGUUUUGUAUUUGUAGAUGUAGACUGAAAUGACAAAAAAAAAAAACACAAAAAAUGAGUGAUUUGUUGACUGAACGUUUAUAGUAAGUGGAUGGAUAAUAUGGCAUGCCAUGUAAAUUAUUUUAUAACUAUAUGUCAAGCAUCUUUUGAAUAAAAUGUUAUUGUUUCUGAAGAAAAA